This is a messenger RNA of Limulus polyphemus (Atlantic horseshoe crab), 1380 nucleotides long. RefSeq names its product ERI1 exoribonuclease 3-like. Gene Ontology annotation, biological process: exonucleolytic trimming to generate mature 3'-end of 5.8S rRNA from tricistronic rRNA transcript (SSU-rRNA, 5.8S rRNA, LSU-rRNA). The coding region runs from base 181 to 933 and encodes 250 amino acids. NCBI's taxonomy places the organism in Eukaryota, Metazoa, Arthropoda, Merostomata, Xiphosura, Limulidae. The record is from RefSeq and is a predicted model, not a curated record. Gene Ontology annotation, molecular function: 3'-5'-RNA exonuclease activity; nucleic acid binding. The transcript has a single exon.
UCGCACUUCACAGUAACGUAAGAACUUAUACCAAUAUUGUUCACAUGGUGUAAUGAUAUUUUCGAAACUGUUUUUAAAACAUGCUAAACGAAAUUAUUUUGAAGUCAGGUAUUUAUUAUAUCCAUACAAUAUUUUUGUUAGGUUAGGGAGCGUAAGAUUUUUUACUUUACCGAAACGAUUAUGUCAGCUUACAGAACAGGCCCAACUCCUGUGCCAGUGGUUGAAAGUGAAAGAAGCGUUUCUAGUUGUACUUCUAGAAAUUCUUCUUCUGUAGUUUGUCCUAGUAAUAUAUCAAAAGAUGUGAAAGAACACAACUUUGAUUAUUUUCUUGUACUUGAUUUUGAGGCCACUUGUGAGAAAGAGAGAACUCCGGAACCGCAAGAAAUAAUAGAAUUUCCUGUCAUUAAAGUAUGUGCAAAGACAUUUGAUACAAAGGCAGUGUUUCACGAGUACGUGAAACCAGAAGUACAUCCUACGCUUUCUUCAUUUUGUACUGAGUUAACAGGAAUAAUUCAAGAUAUGGUUGAUGAGAAGCCUCAUCUCAACGAAGUUCUAAAAAAAUUUAACAACUGGAUGGAAGAAGAAGGUUUGUUUCAGUCGAAAGUCAAGUUUGCGUUUGUUACGUGUGGUGACUGGGAUCUCAAGUUAAUGCUACCAAAGCAGUGUAGUUAUUUUGGCAUUUCUUUACCAACUUACAUGAACACGUGGAUUAAUAUCAAAAAAUCAUUUGCACAGACUACAGGAAUUUGGCCGAAGGGAUUGAUACAAAUGUUGGAUUAUAUUGAACUUGAUCAUGUUGGUAGACUCCACAGUGGCAUAGAUGAUUGUAGAAAUAUUGCAAGAAUACUAAGUAAACUUGCACAAAGAGGACAUGUAUUUGAAAUAAAUGGAAGGUUGGAUUUUAGGAGAAAUAAUAAAAUGUUUAAGUCUUAAAUAGAAAAUUAUUCUACAUAAAUUACUAUAUCCACGAGUUUAACAUUUUGCAGUAAAAAUAAAAUACUGUCAUGGAUCUUUCUUUAUAGUGAUUAAAGAGGUCCAAAAAAUGACCUAAAAGUGGUUUUGAACAAUGUCUAUUCUAUUACCACUUUUUAAAGCAUACAGGUUCUUUAGUAACUAGGCUAGUACUCUUCCAAAAAAAAUAAUUUGUGGUUUGUUUAAUGAAAAUUAAAAUUUGUAUCAAUGUAACCCAUCUGCUGGGUAAUCCCAUUAGAGUAGUGUUACUUUUUAAUAGUUAAAUAAUUUAGAUAUGUAAUUUCCUUUUUCUUCUUCUUUAUCUAAGUACAACUGUGCUAUGUACGUUUUAGAUAUUAUUUCAUCUGUAUUCCUUUUUUCCAUAAUAAAAAUAAAGAGAGCAAGAGACAUUAUAUGUAAAGAAAUGGA